GUUAGAGAAACUAACAAAAUAGUUUACUUAUCCGUGGAAUCGCACAAAAACAAUGAAAAAAGUGCUGGUCACAGGUGGAACUGGCCUUGUGGGCAAAGCCCUGGAGGCGGUAAUUAAGAAACAGGCUCCAACUGAUGAGCAAUGGUACUUUGCCGGCUCCAAGGACGCCGAUUUGACAAAUCUGGAAGCCACGCAGGCACUCUUCGCCCGAGAAAAGCCUACUCAUGUUAUCCACCUGGCCGCCAUGGUCGGUGGUCUGUUCCACAACAUGAACAACAACCUGGACUUCCUGCGCAACAACCUGCUUAUUAACGAUAAUGUCCUGCAAACGUCACACGAACAUGGCUGCAGCAAGGUCGUUUCCUGCCUGUCCACCUGCAUUUUUCCGGACAAAACCAGCUAUCCAAUUGAUGAGACCAUGGUGCACAAUGGGCCACCACACCCGUCCAACUAUGGCUACUCCUACGCGAAGCGACUGAUAGACGUGCAGAACCACGCCUAUUACGACAAAUACGGCCGGCUGUACAGCUCUGUGAUCCCGUGCAACAUUUUCGGUCCGCACGACAACUACAAGCCCGAGGUGAGCCAUGUGAUUCCGGGCAUGAUCAAUCGGAUGCACCAGCUGAUCAAAGAGCAGCCUGAAGUGCCGGAGAGCGAAAAGGUAUUCACAGUUUUUGGAAGCGGAAAGCCCCUACGUCAGUUUGUAUACUCCCUGGACCUGGCCGAGCUAAUGAUCUGGGUGCUCCGGAACUAUGACAGCGUGGAGCCCAUCAUCCUGAGCGUGGACGAGGCCCAGGAGGUGACCAUCUACGAAGUUGCUCAGGCCAUAGCAAAGGCAUUUAACUUUAAGGGAAAACUGGUCUGUGAUACGAGCAAGGCGGAUGGACAGUACAAGAAGACUGCAUCCAAUGCCAAACUUCGUUCCCUCCUGCCGGACUACGCAUUUACAAACUUUGAAACGGCCAUCGAAAAGUCGGUGAGGUGGUACAAAGACAACUACGAUCAGGCCAGAAAGUAAUUCCAGAUUGCAGCCCCCACAAAUGUAAAUAGACAUCGUCUGUACACAGAA
Drosophila elegans is the source of this 1069-nucleotide messenger RNA. It is a transcript of the gene Gmer, whose product is annotated as probable GDP-L-fucose synthase. The transcript is spliced from 4 exons. Gene Ontology annotation, molecular function: GDP-L-fucose synthase activity. Gene Ontology annotation, biological process: nucleotide-sugar biosynthetic process. The record is from RefSeq and is a predicted model, not a curated record. NCBI's taxonomy places the organism in Eukaryota, Metazoa, Arthropoda, Insecta, Diptera, Drosophilidae. Bases 53 to 1018 code for a protein of 321 amino acids.